Messenger RNA from Cryptotermes secundus, 494 nucleotides. RefSeq lists its product as uncharacterized. The record is from RefSeq and is a predicted model, not a curated record. The coding region runs from base 78 to 494 and encodes 138 amino acids. The transcript is spliced from 5 exons. Lineage: Eukaryota; Metazoa; Arthropoda; Insecta; Blattodea; Kalotermitidae.
CUAAAUAUACAUCAUAAUGACCUGACCUGCAUUUACUAAGCACUACUACGAAAGACUUGCUUCGUACGGUGGUUGAAAUGUCGGCAAAGGCAGAAAAUGAAACACACCGCAGGCAGCAAUUCAAGUACAAUGUUGUCAAGUCUGAUGGGAGAUUGAAAGAAGUUAUUCGUUUAGAAAAGCUGACAAGAAAACAGUGGGAAAGAAAAUGGGGAUUUUCAAGAAAUAUAAUGAAGAUAUACCAUGACGAUAUCCAAGCGGAGGGCAUCGAGCUGACAAAUAAACGGCCUAUUCCCUGGUGGGUUUCAGAAACGGAAGCAGAGAUUUCUCCAUCGCCUCCCGUUCCUAUAACGAGCUCAGGUUUCAUUGGCUGGCGCUCCGCUGACAGAAAGUUCUCAUUGGAGAGGUUCGGGGUGCUAUAUGUAUCUCCUAGACUGACUAUGGAACCACCAGAAGAAUAUCCACAAAGAAAGCAAAUCAAUAUAUUCAUAGGAUAG